Ailuropoda melanoleuca (giant panda) is the source of this 4581-nucleotide messenger RNA. It is a transcript of the gene HUNK, whose product is annotated as hormonally up-regulated Neu-associated kinase. Gene Ontology annotation, biological process: intracellular signal transduction; protein phosphorylation. Gene Ontology annotation, cellular component: cytoplasm. Gene Ontology annotation, molecular function: ATP binding; protein serine/threonine kinase activity. The record is from RefSeq and is a predicted model, not a curated record. Lineage: Eukaryota; Metazoa; Chordata; Mammalia; Carnivora; Ursidae. Bases 65 to 1954 code for a protein of 629 amino acids. The transcript is spliced from 11 exons.
CAACAGAUGGGCGAAGUUGCUGUUUGCAAACAUACGUUUUUUUGGAACAUUCCCAUGGAGAUAUAUGGAGGUGGCCAUAAAAGUCAUUGACAAGAAGAGAGCUAAAAAGGACACUUACGUCACCAAGAACCUGCGGCGAGAGGGGCAGAUUCAGCAAAUGAUCCGCCACCCCAACAUCACCCAGCUCCUUGACAUCUUGGAGACAGAGAACAGCUAUUACCUGGUCAUGGAGCUGUGUCCCGGGGGCAACCUGAUGCACAAGAUCUAUGAGAAGAAGCGGCUGGAGGAGCCCGAAGCCCGCAGAUACAUCCGGCAGCUCAUCUCGGCCGUGGAGCACCUGCACCGGGCUGGGGUGGUGCACAGGGACUUGAAGAUAGAAAAUUUGCUACUAGAUGAAGACAAUAAUAUCAAGCUGAUUGACUUUGGUUUGAGCAACUGCGCGGGGAUCCUGGGCCACUCGGACCCGUUCAGCACGCAGUGUGGCAGCCCGGCCUAUGCCGCGCCCGAACUUCUCGCCAGGAAGAAAUAUGGCCCCAAAAUCGAUGUCUGGUCCAUAGGCGUGAACAUGUAUGCCAUGUUGACUGGCACCCUGCCUUUCACGGUGGAGCCUUUUAGCCUGAGGGCUUUGUACCAGAAGAUGGUGGACAAGGAAAUGAACCCCCUCCCCACCCAGCUUUCCACAGGCGCCAUCAACUUCCUGCGCUCUCUCCUGGAACCAGAUCCUGUGAAGAGGCCCAAUAUUCAGCAAGCACUGGCGAAUCGCUGGCUUAAUGAGAAUUACACGGGCAAAGUGCCAUGUAAUGUCACCUAUCCCAACAGGAUUUCCCUGGAGGACCUGAGCCCGAGUGUGGUGCUGCACAUGACGGAGAAGCUGGGCUACAAGAACAGCGAUGUGAUCAACACUGUGCUCUCCAACCGCGCCUGCCACAUCCUCGCCAUCUACUUCCUCUUAAACAAGAAACUCGAGCGCUAUUUGUCAGGGAAAUCUGACAUCCAGGACAGCAUUUGCUACAAGACCCAGCUCUACCAGAUAGAAAAGUGCAGGCCCACCAAGGAACCGUACGAGGCCUCCCUGGACACCUGGACAAAAGACCUUGAAUUCCAUGCUGUGCAGGAUGAAAAGCCCAAAGAACAAGAAAAAAGAGGAGAUUUUCUCCAUCGGCCGUUUUCCAAGAAGCUGGACAAGAACGUGCCCUCGCACAAACAGCCCUCUGCCUCCCUCAUCACGCAGAUUCAAAACACGAAAGCUCUGCUGAAGGACCGCAAGGCCCCCAAGUCCGGCUUCCCCGACAAAGAUUCCUUUGGCUGCCGCAAUAUUUUCCGCAAAACGUCAGACUCCAAUUGCGUGGCUUCUUCUUCCAUGGAGUUCAUCCCCGUCCCACCCCCCAGGACCCCCAGGAUUGUCAAGAGACCGGAGCCCCCUCAGCAGGGCCCCGGGGGCCCUGGCAUCCUCCCCAAGGAAGACCCCCUGGUGCUGGAUAUGGUACGCUCCUUCGAGUCCGUGGAUCGCGAGGACCACCCCGAACCGCUGUCCCCGUCUCAUCACUAUAGGAUUCUAGGCUCGCCCGGGGGCUUGGCCCGCGGGAAUCCCGGUGAGCGGACGCUCUCCCCGGCCCUGCUGCCCGGAAGCCUGUCCCCUCUGCAAACUCCUUUGCAUCCCACUCUGGUCUCCUUUGCUCAUGAAGAAAAGAACAGCCCCCCAAAGGAAGAGGGCAUGUGUGCCCCAUCUCCGGCUGCCGGGAACGGCACCGCGCAGCCGCUGGGGAGCCCGAACUGCGUGAAGAGCCGCGGCAGGUUCCCCAUGAUGGGCAUCGGACAGAUGCUGCGGAAGCGCCAGCAGAGCCUGCAGCCCUCUGCAGACAGACCCCUGGAGGCCAGCAUGCCCCCGCUGCAGCCCACGGCCCCCGUGAGCCUCUCCUUCGACGUGCCCGAUGGGGUCAAAGGCCAGUGCUAACCUGGGUCAGGGGCAGGAUGCUAGGUAUUUCUGAGCAAAGUAGCGGAAUAGAGCCCCCACGCGCAUCAGGGUGUGAAGAAUCGGCCUCAUGGGAGCCUCCUUCAGGGUCUCCUCUCCCCCUGCCGCGUCCCAGCUGUGAACCGCAGACACCCACAGACCCAACCCGGGCUUGCGGAGGGACCCCGAGAUGCUGGAAUGGACUCGGAGGGGUGGCUAGAGGUGCAGUCCCCACCAUUCGUGUCCUCCUUCCGCCCACCCGCCCAGCCACCCACCCUCUACCCGCCUCCCUCUGCUGGGCCGCUGGGGGCAUCAGCCUCUGGGCUACUCACCUCACAGCCUGUUCCGGGAUCUUUGCUCACUCGGUGUGCGCCUCUCACGACUGGGACUUCUCAGCAAGCGGCCAGUCACGUGGGGACUGGUGGUGUCACAGGGCGGUUCCCUUUCCUCUCGUAGACGUGAAUCCCUGCAGCCUGGGGAGCCGCUGACUCAACUGCCAGGCCCCGGGGGCCUCUGAGGAAGACGGGCCGCAGCCUCUGCCGGCGGCAGCACCCCCUCCAGUCGGAAAGGGCAGCCGGGCAAAGACGGAGCCAAACAGCAGGCACCCCAGUGAAAGGAAAGGGCCAAAGGGGACACACAUUUGCCAUCUUCUUUUUUGGUUGAAACUUGCUAAGCAUCGGCUUCUCUUUUCCAAAGAUGAUUUUUCUUUAGGUGAUGUCAAAUUGCAGUAACAUGAUUUUAAAAACCUGGGUUAGGGAGAUGAGAAGCGAUCCCACCAAACUCACGUUUUCAUGAGAGGCUAUGCAUGGAGGGCAUCGGCGCUCUCCCACAUGAUGUUUUCAGUGGCUGGUGGCCUCCCGUGGCCUGCAGGAGGACAUGAUCGCAGUGGGCGCUGUGUUCUUCCCGCCGUACCAACACAACCUGAUCCUUCUGGAAGGCAUGGGACAUAGUUACAGUUGGGUAUUGAGAAAGAGAGACGCUGUUAAGGUUGAAUGUGGAUGCAUUUGGAAAGCACCGUUCAUUACCUCUGCUCAGUGCAGUUUUCGAGCUGCCAAGAAACCAAGUGUGGUUUCGGUGGGACGAGUUCGCUGUAAGCUGUGCGUAGCUUCACGUGGCAGGAUCCUGUUCAGAACGCAGCACCACGUCUUCUCUGAGGACAGCAGCAUUCCUCAGACAUGCUUUGAGUCCACGUUCUGUGUUCACACCUUUUGCCAAGGCUUGAACCAAAGAUGCGUCUCUGGUUGUGUGUCCGUGCCAUCCCUGCGUGCGCGUUUUGUGGGUCUCCGUGUUGUCUGACCGUGUCCCGCAGGAGCCUGCUGGGGCCCAUCUCCACAUGGGGCCUGGGCCCUGGCGCUUGGUUGGGGCCGCGGUGUCAUGAGCAAAAGUGGAAAAGCAGAAGAGUCCGCACGGGUUGGAUAGCGGUUAGCUCAGGAGACGGUGGCUUGGGGUCUUCAGCUCUUGGCUGGUCAGGCAUGAGCAGAACCCACAGCUGAGGUCACCCCAGGGCUAGUCCGCUCAGCCCACGGAGUCGGAACCAGGCGACAGCCCUGGAGAAGUCCGAAGCCCACCUUCCUUUCCACUGGCAGCUAGCCCGUGCCAGAGAGCCGUGUGGUGGUUCUUCGUCUUUUCUCAUUUAGCCGUCGUGACCUCCUUCUGCUCGACACGUUUCCAGCUGAGCCAGGAAAGAGUGGGUAUUUGUCUGACUCUGGAAGCCACUGAGAUCUGCCCAGUCUUGGCUGACCUUGACAAGACCCUGGAGCCGCGGCCUCCCGCCUCGAUGGGAUCUUCCCGGCUCUAGGGCUUGUUAGGAAGGAGUCAGGCUCCUGGCUGUUGGUGUUAUUCCUCUGUAUGGCUCCAGACCGGGUUCCAGAACUUUCCAUUGAAAAUGGAGCUUUUUUAAGGGAAGAGGAGAAAAGCACCUGAAAAAGACCUCUCUCCAUUUGACAUGAAGUGUCUGACCAGCGAAGGAACCUUUUUUUGGACGUGGUUGCUGGCUGCAAGUGUCCCGCUCUUACAGGUUUGCAGGCUCUGUCCCUGUGCCUUGUGAACUUCUCUCCCUUUAUGUCUCGUUCUUGUACUGUACUUUCCUUGAGAACACAAGUGUUUCUCUGUAUCGCUGUUGCUCACUGGGACAUGUGUUCUGUUCCUCGAUCCAGGAGCAGCUGCAGACGUCAUACAACUGACUGACCGUGUCCCCAUUGGUAACUUGAACUGUGAACUCAGGUUUAUUCCAGACCCAGUGAGAGGUGAGGGGGGAGUGAAGAAAGGGGGGGCCAACUGUAUUUUUUGUAUGUGAGCACCUGACAAAUCUAUGAAACCGAGUGAAAGAAGAAAUGUUAAAUUCUUUAUUAUUUUAUUAUAUUUAUAUGGGAAACUUGACUGUCCCUUUGGUAAGUACAAAGUAUGUUGUCUGUGCGGCCCAUGACUGUCUCUCAUUAGUCUGUGCCCAUGACCUCGGUCAGCCUGUAGUGACUGACGGAAAUGACUGACCUAUCGCCGUGGGAAGUCCAGGAGGAAGAGUCAACUGUAAUUGUAUGGUUUGGUCGUAAGUAAGGACUGUAUUUAUGUCACCAUUAUUAAAUAUAUGUACUUUUAUAAUGACUGUGAAAUACACUUUUCCCUCACUCUGA